Molecule: messenger RNA, 414 nt
Organism: Striga hermonthica
Lineage: Eukaryota; Viridiplantae; Streptophyta; Magnoliopsida; Lamiales; Orobanchaceae
Source: the annotation of a GenBank genome assembly
AUGCUUUUAUAUCCCCUCUACGCGUCGAUGAGGGCAAUCGAGAGCCCUUCGACCCUUGAUGAUCAACAAUGGCUCACUUACUGGGUUCUCUACUCUUUCAUAACCCUUUUCGAGCUCUCUUGUUGGAAAGUUCUUCAGUGGCUUCCUUUCUGGCCAUACGCGAAGCUUCUAUUCUGCCUGUGGCUGGUGUUGCCGAUCUUCAACGGAGCAGCUUACAUAUACGAGAAUUACGUGAGGACGUACGUGAAAUUCGGAGGGAAUGUGGGCUCGAAUUAUCCGGAAGGUCAGAAAAAGGUUCUCCAAAUGAUGAGCCUUGAUGCAAGAAGAUCUGUCGAGAGAUACAUUCAGAAAUAUGGCAACGAAGCAUUCGAAAGAGUCGUCAAGGUGGCUGAGAAAGAAGCAAGAAAACACUAA